Molecule: messenger RNA, 1883 nt
Organism: Impatiens glandulifera
Lineage: Eukaryota; Viridiplantae; Streptophyta; Magnoliopsida; Ericales; Balsaminaceae
Product: probable dolichyl pyrophosphate Man9GlcNAc2 alpha-1,3-glucosyltransferase
Exons: 7
Coding region: 199-1761 (520 amino acids)
Biological process (GO): protein N-linked glycosylation
Cellular component (GO): endoplasmic reticulum membrane
Molecular function (GO): dolichyl pyrophosphate Man9GlcNAc2 alpha-1,3-glucosyltransferase activity
Source: RefSeq, a predicted model, not a curated record
AAAGAUAAAAAAAUAAAAAAAUAAAAUUAACUUUCAGGAGAUCUCCUGCCGCGAUCGGCACCGCGAUAAGCUGAAGAAAAAGCUGCGAAGGAUGCUCAAAACUCUAGUUCUUCAACUUCAAUCUAAGAAAUUUUGGAUGCAAUUGAAUUUAUGAUGCACCUCGCCCAUUAGGUAAUAGUAUACAGAAGCUAAAUACAAAUGGAAAGGAGGCUACAGUCAAAGAGGGAUUCCAAAGGUGUGAGUGAAGCCUCCCAUGGCAGCAGUUGGUGGUGGUUGGUUCAUCACAGUCUUGCAGCAUCUUUUCUUUGUAUCAGUUUGUUUGCAUUUUUGGUGAGAGAUUCAGUGUCGCUCCAUUCUUAUUCUGGUGCUGGGAAACCACCAAAGUUUGGGGACUUCGAAGCCCAACGUCAUUGGAUGGAGAUCACCAUUAACCUCCCAGUGAAGGAAUGGUACCGUAACAGCACUGUAAAUGAUCUGAGGUACUGGGGCCUUGAUUACCCACCACUCACAGCCUAUCAGAGCUACGUUCACGGUCUUCUCUUAGCUGCUUCCCAUCCAGAAUCUGUCGCACUUCAUGCCUCGAGGGGACAUGAAUCAUAUCUGGGGAAGGUGCUCAUGAGGUGGACGGUCUUAUCUUCUGAUUUACUGAUUUUCUUUCCAGCUGUUCUCUGUUACAUCGUUGCUUACCAUGCACUUCACCGAACUGGAGAGAAAAGGAAUAUUGCAUGGCAUAUUGCAAUGAUCUUACUGAACCCAUGCCUGAUCCUGAUUGAUCAUGGUCAUUUUCAGUAUAACUGCAUUAGCUUAGGACUUGCUGCUGGGGCUAUUGCAGCAAUAUUAUCCGACAAAGAUCUAUUGGCUUGUGUACUUUUCAGUCUUGCUCUUAAUCAUAAACAGAUGAGUGCGUAUUUUGCUCCUGCAUUUUUUGGUCAUCUUUUUGGCAAAUGCUUGAGGCGUCAAAAUCCCAUUGUUGAGGUGUUAAAGCUAGGUUUGGCUGUUCUUGCUACUUUUGCCAUUGUUUGGCUUCCAUACCUGCAGUCAUUGCAGGCUGUUACGGAGGUACUAUCUCGUCUUGCUCCAUUUGACAGAGGGAUCUAUGAGGAUUAUGUGGCUAACUUUUGGUGCACAUCUUCAGUUCUUAUUAAGUGGAAAAAGUUGUUCACAAUUCCAUCUAUGAAGUAUAUCAGUCUUACGGUUACAGUUAUUGCUGCUCUGCCCUCUACGAUCCAACAAAUAUGGGCACCGAGCAAGCAAGGGUUCCUCUAUGGACUACUCAAUAGUUCAAUGGCAUUUUAUCUGUUUUCAUAUCAAGUUCACGAGAAGUCCAUUUUGCUGCCACUUCUGGCUGCAAGUCUUUUAUCAUUGGAAGAGCCUUCAAUCUACAAGUGGUUGACACACUUUGGUUUGCUCUCCAUGUUCCCAUUGACCUGUCGCGACGAACUGAUUGUUCCAUAUAUAUCGCUUUCAGCACUUUUCUUCUUCCUGUUUUACCAUUCUCCUCCCGUCAAAAGGAAUAAUACUUGGUUGCAGAAUGCACCUUUUAAAUCUCUCGUUAAAGCUGCAUUGGUUGCGAUCUCAAUCGUUCUCCACAUUGUUUACUUAGCCAUAACUCCUCCCAAGAAGUACCCUUUCCUUUUCGAAGCUGUGAUUAUGCUCCUUUGCUUCUCCCAAUUCGUAUUCAUUGCCGCCUAUACCAAUUUCAAGCAGUGGACAUUCUCUACAGACUCGACACAGAUUGAUAAAGAAAAGAAAUACCUUUGAUGAGUUUUUUUGUUUUUGUUUUAGUAAUAGAAAAGAGAAACUUUUGUUUAUUUAUUUAGUAUUAUUGUAAUACAGUAUGAUCAUUUAGCUUAUUGGGUAUUAUAUAUUGACAUAAUUGUGUA